This is a messenger RNA of Phragmites australis (common reed), 1663 nucleotides long. RefSeq names its product patatin-like protein 1. The transcript has 3 exons. Gene Ontology annotation, biological process: lipid metabolic process. The record is from RefSeq and is a predicted model, not a curated record. The coding region runs from base 177 to 1481 and encodes 434 amino acids. Gene Ontology annotation, molecular function: glycerophospholipase activity; monoacylglycerol lipase activity. Lineage: Eukaryota; Viridiplantae; Streptophyta; Magnoliopsida; Poales; Poaceae.
AAUAGCUCGGCAGAGCGAGCCUUCAGAUCAGAAGCACAAGAUCCAAGGAGCGCAUUGAUAAAAGUGAUUUCCUCUUGGUUUCUGCUCUAGUGAUACUCCUACUUUAUCUCAGUUCUUGUCCCUGCAAAGUGUGCUGGUUCAGUUCUGUUCACUCGAACGGGGUGCUACUACUCACCAUGGCCAGCAACAGCAAAGCCACCACCGCCGGGUCGAAGGUGCCACAGCCGCCGCCGUCGCAGGGGAAGCUCAUCACGGUGCUGAGCAUCGACGGCGGCGGCAUCCGAGGGCUCAUCCCAGCCACCAUCAUCGCCUGCCUCGAGGCCAAGCUCCAGGAGCUGGACGGGCCGGACGCGCGGAUCGCGGAUUACUUCGACGUGAUCGCCGGGACGAGCACCGGCGCGCUGGUCACGUCGAUGCUGGCGGCGCCGGGCGAGAACAAGCGGCCGCUCUUCGCCGCCAAGGACAUCAACCAGUUCUACCUCGAGAACGGCCCCAAGAUCUUCCCACAGAGAAAGUACGUACGCACUCGCUUCUCUGCCGAUUGCUUCUUGUCUCGCUUGGCGCUGCAACGACGUUGUUGCUCCUGCAGGGCGGGGUGGCUGACGCCGUUGUUGAACCUGAUCGGCACAAUGAGAGGGCCCAAGUACGACGGCGUGUUCCUGCACGACAAGAUCAAGAGCCUCACCCACGACGUGAAGGUGGCGGACACGGUGACCAACAUCGUCGUGCCGGCGUUCGACGUGAAGUACCUCCAGCCCAUCAUCUUCUCCACGUACGAGGCCAAGAACGACCCCCUCAAGAACGCGCACCUGUCCGACAUCUGCAUCAGCACGGCGGCGGCGCCCACCUACUUCCCGGCGCACUUCUUUACAACCCAUGGCCCCGGCGGGAAGUCCAGGGAGUUCCACCUCGUCGACGGAGGUGUCGCGGCCAACAACCCAACCAUGAUUGCCAUGUCCAUGCUCACCAAGGAGGUGCUCCGCCGGAACCCGGACUUCAACCCCGGGAAGCCGACGGAGUACCAGAACUACCUCAUCAUCUCCAUUGGAACUGGGUCGGCCAAGCUGGCGGAGAAGUACACCGCGCCGCAGUGCGCCAAGUGGGGCCUCAUCCAGUGGCUCUACGAAGGUGGCUUCACCCCGAUCAUCGACAUCUUCUCUCAUGCCAGCGCCGACAUGGUCGACAUCCAUGCUGCAGUGCUCUUCGAGGCUCUCCGAUGUGAGACGAACUACCUCCGCAUCCAGGAUGAUUCGUUGACGGGGGACACGUCGUCGGUGGACGUCGCGACGAAGGAGAACAUGGAGGCGCUGAUCGGUAUCGGCAAGGAGCUUCUCAAGAAGCCGGUGGCGAGAGUGAACAUCGACACGGGGAUGUAUGUGGCCGUCAAGGACGAGGGCACCAACGAGGACGCGCUCGCGCGCUUCGCGAAGAUGCUCUCCGAAGAGCGGAGGCUACGCCAUAUCAACCUCAACUCCUACUGAACUUCCAAUAAUUAAAUUGUGCGCAGAGAAGUGGCAAAGGAAGAGCCAUGUUUGGCUGUGUGCAUCUGAGCUGUGCGAAGAUCAAGAAUGAACUCUUAUACAGAUGUAAUUUCUUGAUGUAACGUUGUAAUGUUGAGAGUCAAUAAAUCUUCCAUUAUCGAAAAAUAAGAAGAGUUAUAACA